This is a messenger RNA of Penicillium robsamsonii, 1704 nucleotides long. Its product is annotated as carotenoid oxygenase family protein. The record is from RefSeq and is a predicted model, not a curated record. Gene Ontology annotation, biological process: carotene catabolic process. The transcript is spliced from 2 exons. NCBI's taxonomy places the organism in Eukaryota, Fungi, Ascomycota, Eurotiomycetes, Eurotiales, Aspergillaceae. The annotation marks the transcript as partial. Gene Ontology annotation, molecular function: carotenoid dioxygenase activity.
ACCCCAACACAGAUCUAUCACCUUGAAAAGAAAAUGCCUUCCGCAACAGUCAUGGAGAUUGAUACAAAUGAAGAUCAUUACAAUAACUGGCCUAAUGACAAAGGUUUCGAUCCUGAAUACGAACAGCGCGAGCCGGUUGAACUAUCUGUGGCAGGACAAAUUCCUACAUAUGCCGCUGGAACUCUAUACCGUACAGGGCCAGGGAAAAGCCAACUGAAAACUGAGAAUGGAGAAACACUACGGCUCUCCCACUGGUUCGAUGGAUUCGGUCAAACCCAUCGUUUCCAGAUCUUUGCUCCAGAGGGCUCUCAUACUUCGCCUCGGGUUUUCUACAACUCUCGCUUCUCAACUGAUGAUCUGAUCGAAAACGCAAGAAAGACGGGGUCUCUAGAUACGUUCAGUUUCGGACAGAAACGUGAUCCUUGCAAGAGUGUCUUGGGCAAAGUCCAGAGUGAAUUUGUCCCACAACCCACUCCGUCGAGUAGGAACAUAUCUGUCACCCUUUCAAUCAACGUCCCCGGCCUCGACUCUAAGACCGAUGAAUCGACUUCUCGCUGGGGCGAUUCUCAAGGAAUUAGAACUCUCUAUGCAAAGACCGACUACAAUGCCUUCAAGAAGCUCGAUCCAGAAACCCUGGAGCCCAUCGGCCUGGCCUCGCAGGCUACCCUGCACCCUGAACUGUCGGGACAACUCUCUGCAUCUCAUGCACGAUCGGACCCUAUCACGGGAGAUAUGUUCAAUUACAAUCUCACGCUAGGACCAACCUGUACAUACCGUGUCUUCAAGGUCUCGGCUUCAACGGGGGAAACCACAAUCCUUGCAACUUUCCCCACGACACCAGCUUAUCUUCACUCCCUUCUCAUCACGGAGGACCAUGUUGUGCUAUGUGUGUGGAACGCGCACAUAAAUCCACAACGGUUGGACUCCUCGUUCAUGGAGUCAAUCUUGCCAACAGACCCAAGUCAGCCAGCAGUGUGGUAUGUCAUUGACCGUAAGCACGGCAAGGGGUUGAUCGCAACAUACGAAAGCCCUGCAUUCUUUUCCUUCCACACGGUCAACGCAUGGCUCGAACCCUCAAAGGCGAAUCCUACGGAGAUGGAUAUCAUCGCAGACGUUGUGAGAACCGACAGCUCUGAAUUUGUGCAGUCUGUCUAUUAUGAGAACUUGAUCUCUUCAUUGGAUACGGCCAAGACCUUCCAGAAGAAGAGAGACGAUUCUUUCCGUACAUCUUUCACCCGGUUCCGCCUUCCUGCCGUGCCUUCCACUCCAUGCACCGAUCCCAAGAAAGCAACAGUCGAGUGGUCCGUUUGCAAAUCGAUGUCGCCUGAGCUGCCAACUAUGAAUCCGAAAAUAGUCACUCAGAAACACCGAUAUGUCUACGCUGUGACCUUCCGUGGAGAGUCAACUCUGACAGAUGGUAUCAUGAAGCUCGAUUGUGAUACCCAGCAAGUUCAGCUCUGGGCAUGCCACGGACAAUCGCCCGGUGAGCCCAUUUUCGUCGCUAAUCCCGAGGGGACCAGUGAGGAUGAUGGUGUACUACUCAGCGUGGUUCUCGACGGAAUGCAUGGCAAGAGUUAUUUGCUCUGCCUUGAUGCACGUAGCUUGGUGGAAAUUGGCCGAGCAAAUGUUGAUGGGGCUGUUGGGUUUGGAUUCCAUGGACAGCAUGUCCCGGCUGUGGGUGGGAUGCCUACGGGUGACUACUGA